UCCACAGCUCUACCUCCCUCAGAUCAGAUGUCUGCGCACUGUGAUAGCGACGACGAGCGUCAUCCCCGCCAGUGUUGCGGGCAUGGAACUUGCGCCAUUGUCGGAGUCUGCAUCCGAAACAUGAGCUUCCCCUGGAUCGUGGAAGUGUGUGAGAACGAAGUUUCUUCUGACAUCGAGAUCGAUCAAGGAGCUGCCAGUGAUCCUGAGCCGGAGAUUGCAUGUGAAAACCAAGACGAACAAGACAUUGCCCUUUCAUCGGGACUGUACUGGACCAUGCCCGCAAGGGUGAGAAUAGCGAAGCCUGUCAAGAUCAGAGACAAUGGCAUGUUUCGCAGGGCCUGCAGCUCGCCAUGCGGCAAGGAAAGCGCCCGGGAAACAAGGAUUGGGCGGAAACCCUGCUUCGUCCAGUGGAUCUGUAUGAACGAUUUGGACUUCAACAAGAAGAAGCCUUUGCUUGCUAGGUUCUACCUCAAGUUAUCAUACUUUCGACGGGCCAACAAAUGCGCGAGGAGCUGGAAAGAGACUCCCAAUGCUCCCGCUAAGACGAUGGUCUUGGACAAUAUCAAUGCGGUGAGGACUAGGGUCGCCAACGCCCGCUUGUCGCGAACCUCCGAGGUAGCACCAGAAAGCAACUAGGACGUUUCUAUCAACCGCCUGGUCGUGUAGUCGUUGGCAUGUACAUAUUUUUAGUCUCCCCCCCUGUUAACAUUUCAUGUUGAAUGAAGUAGAGAACCUGAAUGC
Molecule: messenger RNA, 741 nt
Organism: Guillardia theta CCMP2712
Lineage: Eukaryota; Cryptophyceae; Pyrenomonadales; Geminigeraceae
Exons: 1
Coding region: 28-636 (202 amino acids)
Source: RefSeq, a predicted model, not a curated record